Abrus precatorius (Indian licorice) is the source of this 1301-nucleotide messenger RNA. Its product is annotated as protein PHLOEM PROTEIN 2-LIKE A5-like. The record is from RefSeq and is a predicted model, not a curated record. Gene Ontology annotation, biological process: signal transduction. Bases 55 to 1176 code for a protein of 373 amino acids. Lineage: Eukaryota; Viridiplantae; Streptophyta; Magnoliopsida; Fabales; Fabaceae. The transcript is spliced from 3 exons.
CAUACACAUCACAUUCUUGGGGAGUUUUAGAUCUUUGCUUGAGAGCUAUCACAGAUGGCGAAUGAAGGUAACACUGAACACAAACCCAAAUGGCUCUACGAUGUUUUCCUUUGUUUUAGAGGGGAAGACACCCGCCACACCUUCGCUGGAAAUCUCUAUAAUGCUUUGACCCACAAGAGAUUCAACACUUUCAUGGAUCAUGAGCGUCUCAAAACUGGCGAUCAUAUCUCCUUCAUCCAUGAAGCGCUCCAACAUUCCAUGAUUUCCAUUGUUAUUCUCUCCAAAGACUUCGCUUCUUCCACCUACUGUCUUGAUGAAAUUGUCAAGAUCCUUGAGUGCAGGAAGCAGAAGAACCAACUAGUUUUGCCAAUCUUUUAUGACGUGGAUCCCUCUGAUGUAAGUUGUGAGAGUGAGACAAGUAGGUUCAAAGAAGCUGUGUCUAAUUUUAGAGAAAGGUUUGCUCAUGAUCUUCCGAAGCUCAAUACUUGGAGGUCAACUUUGUCUCGUUUAGCCCAACCUAACCCCAUAUAUGGACAGUGGCAGUUCAAAAAUGAAAGGAAACGCAUGAAUGAAUUAAAAGGGUGUUUGUACUUUUGCAGGAAACAAUACGAAUAUGAACGCAUUGAAAUGAUUGUGGAAUGGGUUACCAAAAAUGUACCCCGUUGUGAUGUUUUUCUUAGCUUCAGGGAGAAAGAUACCCGCUACCCUUUUAUAGAUUUUCUCCACAAUGCUUUGCUACUGGAGAGAUUCAAAAUCAACAUGCACGAUGAGGCAUCGGAGGAUUUAGACCAAAUUUCACAAUCUCUUAUUGAAUCAAUUGAAAGAUCAUGGCUUUUGGUUGUUGUUUUGUCAGAAAAUUUUGCAUAUUCUUCGUCGUGUCUUGAUGAACUUGUCACUAUCCUUGAGUGCAAGAAGAAGAAAAACCAACUGGUGUGGCCCAUCUUUUACAAAGUGGAACCAUCCGAUUUAAGACAUCAAAGAAAUAGCUAUGCCGAAGCCAUGGCUGAACAAGAAAAUAACUUUGGAAAGGAUUCUGAAAAAGUGCAGAAAUGGAGGUCAGCUUUGUUUGAAGUAGCCAACAUGAAAGGAUCUCACUUGAAAACAGGGUACGAAUAUGAAAUUAUCGAAAAAAUUGUGAAAGUGGCCAUUAAUGCCAUGUACAUACGUAGUUCGUGAUCUCGUGUCAACUACAAGGAAAACUUGGAUUUUUGCUUACACUAAAGUAAUCAAGUUUCUCUCAUGGAAUCUGAGUCUGGACUCUGUCAAAUGUACUAUAUAACAGCAGUGUCUAGAUAGAUGAA